Molecule: messenger RNA, 1972 nt
Organism: Molossus molossus (Pallas's mastiff bat)
Lineage: Eukaryota; Metazoa; Chordata; Mammalia; Chiroptera; Molossidae
Gene: C1GALT1
Product: core 1 synthase, glycoprotein-N-acetylgalactosamine 3-beta-galactosyltransferase 1
Exons: 4
Coding region: 183-1331 (382 amino acids)
Cellular component (GO): membrane
Molecular function (GO): N-acetylgalactosaminide beta-1,3-galactosyltransferase activity
Source: RefSeq, a predicted model, not a curated record
GCGUUGGGCCCCCGUCGGCCGCCGCCGCCGCCGCCGCCGCCGCGGAAUAAUCUAGGCGGCAGCGGGCGGCCCCGGCUAGCGGCUACGAGCCCCUUCUGCGGCUGCGGAGUAGAGCGAAGGUCGCCGGUCUCGUGUCGUCCUCCUCUCCGCCCCCCAGGAGGGGCGAGAGGGAGUUGCAGCUGAUGUCAGAAAUACACUUUCGGGAAAUGGCCUCUAAAUCUUGGCUGAAUUUUUUAAUCUUCCUCAGUGGAUCAGCAAUCGGAUUUGUUUUAUGUUCUCAGCUAUUUAGUAUUUUGUUGGGAGAACAGGGUGACACCCAGCCUACCAUUCUUCAUAAUGAUCCUCAUGCUGGGCAUUUGGAUGAUAAUGGACAGAAGCAUCUGAAAGGACAGAUGAACUUCAAUGCAGAUGCUGGCCAACAUAAAGAUGAGAACACAGACAUCCCUGAAAACCUCUAUAAGAAAGUUAAAAUUCUUUGCUGGAUUAUGACAGGACCUCAAAAUCUAGAGAAAAAAGCUAAACAUGUCAAAGCUACAUGGGCCCAGCGCUGUAAUAAAGUGUUGUUUAUGAGUUCAGAAGAAAAUAAAGACUUCCCUGCUGUGGGAUUAGAAACCAGAGAAGGCAGAGACCAGCUAUACUGGAAAACAAUUAAAGCUUUUCAGUAUGUUCAUGAUCACUAUCUAGAAGAUGCUGAUUGGUUUAUGAAAGCCGAUGAUGAUACUUAUGUUAUAUUAGAUAAUUUGAGAUGGCUUCUCUCAAAACACAACCCUGAAGAACCCAUUUACUUUGGGAGAAGAUUUAAGCCCUAUGUAAAGCAGGGCUACAUGAGUGGAGGAGCAGGAUAUGUACUGAGCAAAGAAGCUUUGAAGAGAUUUGUUGAUGCGUUUAAAACAGAGAAAUGUACACACAGUUCCUCCAUCGAAGAUUUAGCACUGGGGAGAUGCAUGGAAAUUAUAAAUGUAGAAGCGGGAGAUUCCAGAGAUACCAUUGGAAAAGAAACUUUUCAUCCCUUUGUACCAGAACACCACUUAAUCAAGGGUUUUCUACCUAAAACAUUUUGGUACUGGAAUUAUAACUAUUAUCCUCCUAUAGAGGGUCCUGGUUGCUGUUCUGAUCUUGCAGUUUCUUUUCACUAUGUUGAUCCUACAACUAUGUAUGAAUUAGAAUACCUCGUUUAUCAUCUUCGUCCAUAUGGAUAUUUAUACAGAUAUCAACCUGCCUUACCUGAGAAUAUACUAAAGGAAAGAAGUCGAGCAUACAAAAAUGAAAAUAUAAAAGUAAAAUUGAGAAAAGUUGAAAGAAAAACAAAUGAACAGAGGUCAAAUGUCUAGCAUUGCACUGAAGAAGAACUACAUUUCUGAUAUAGAAACUGGAAUCCCAUUGAAGAAUUCUUUCUAAGUGAACAUUCCAUAUUAGAAAUCUUCAUAAGAAUGACUAUAAACUGAAGCUUUAAUGAGCUGUGAAGUCUGUUCAAAUGUGUUUUGAUACAUUAAUAUAUAUAUGAAAACUUAUGUUUUUAUAAUGUUGGCCAGGCAGAGGGACUAGAAAAGAGAUUUUGUUGCCUGUUUCACAGUUAAAUGUGCUAAAACUACACUGCACCAUAUUAGUAACAUACACAUGAUGCUAAACAUAUCUGCCUUAAAAUUUUAGAAGGAAGUAUUGUUGUUCAGUCUUGUUUAUAAACUCAAGACAUGAAAUUAUAUUUGCAGUAUGGUAUAAAUGAACCCCCCCUCAAAAAAAAUAAACACACACACAAACCCGUGUGCAGUUUUGGCUAAUCUAAAUUUUGCUGUGACUAUUUAAAAUUGGCAAUAUUUCUUUCAGAAGAAGUUAGAAUAGGAAUGGCACUCAUCCUAACAUACAUUAAUAAAACCACAUUUUGAAAUGAUCGUGGGCCUUGACUGUAAUAUAUAUAUACUUGGUUCUAAUAAUCUUUUAUAGGCAUACCUCAUUUUAUUGUGCUUUGCUUUAU